UUUGUGUCUUGUGGGGGUGUGGGUCCGGGUGUUGGUGUUGAGCGUUUGAGACGAGGUUACUUUGUUCAGGAGUUUGCCAGAGCAGCCUAUGACUCAAAAUGGCCUCCUCCAGCAACCCUUCUACACUGCAAGUAUGUGAUGCCAUCAGAAAACUAAGUCUGGAGGAAACCAGGGACCUAGCGUUCCAAAUGGGCGUGCCCGUCAAAGACAUUGAUAACAUAACUGAACGUUACAGUGGCGAAAUGCAAAAAGUCCACCUUGUGCAGACGUGGAUGGACAUGGUCCCCGAUGCCAGUUGGGCCAAGCUUGUUGCUGGAGUUAGAAAAAUCAACAAAAACUCCUUGGCUACUGAGAUUGAGUCUCAAUUCAUCCCGAGAGGUCCAGUCCUCAGCAGUGACUCUUCCUCCGUCCUUUCAACAUCAUGUCUCCCUCUCUCUGCUGAGCCGAGUACAUCCGUUUCGGUCGCUCCUCUCACUCCUCUCACUCCUCUCCCUCCUCCCCCUCCUGUUCUUCCUCCUCCUUACGAUACCGACCACAUCUUCCAGCAAAGGGUAGCAGAAACCGAGGGUAGUAUAGAGCAUUUGCAAGAAGAGUUUUCAGACCUGAAAUCUGACGCACGAGAGUCCCUCUCAGAGAGAGAAAGUCAAGACCCAAAGUUUGUUCGUAAGUUCCGAGAUCACCUCUUGGACCUGCCUGUCACAAAGAAACAAGUUCACGUUCGCUUCUUUAGCAGAAACGAAGACGAUAUCCUGAAAGCCGAAACUAUUCAAAAGCUGUUUCUUAUCCUCGGUCGCUACUGCAACUACACCAACUACGAGAUAAUCUUCCACGUCGUCAAGAGGUUCUGUCAUACUCUAAGGGGAAGAAUGACUAAUUAUCGUGACUCUCUUGUCGCAUUUGAAAAGUCCACAACAGUCGAUGUCUACCUAUGUGCCAUUUCAGCUCGUCCGAGUGGUAAAGUUAGCGAAGGAUUCAUCCGCAUGACCAUGAAGAUCAGCAAGUCACCAUCUGAGUGCUCGCUCUAUGAAAUCCGAGAGUUGAAGGAGUCCAUCGAGGAGAAUGCAUCUCUGGAGUCCUAUGGCAUGUACAUCGAUAACCCAGACGAGGGCUCUGUACUUGUGGUGCUGCAUGUUCACAAGGAGGUGUGUCGGAUGGUUGUGAUGGUGUUGACUCCUGACUUCAGAAACAAGCAUCUCUUGACAGAAGUGACUGUGGAUGGAAAACGUCUCACCACCCUGGAUGAUAAGCUGCGGUCUGCCUCUGGUAGAGGAGACAUAGAGGCAGUAACUUCACUGAUUGUAGCUGGAGCUGAUGUGAAUUAUAUAUGGGAUCGAAGAUCUGCACUGAUGAUGGCGGCUGAGGAGGUUUGGACUGAAGUUGUUUCACUGCUGCUAGCAGCUGGAGCUAAAAUUGACCUGCAGAAUUGGCACGGAUAUACUUCACUGAUGCUUGCAGCUGAGAAUGGUGAGACUGAAGUUGUUUCACUUCUACUAGAGGCUGGAGCUAACAUUGACCUACAGAAUGAGAGUGGACACUCUGUGCUGAUGUUGGCUAUCAUCAAGGGUAUGACCAAAGUUGUUUCACAGCUGCUAGAAGGUGGAGCUAACACUGACCUACAGAAUAUGCUCGGAGAGCCUACACUGGUGCUGGCUAUCAGGAAGGGUUUGACUGACAUUGUUUCACUGCUAAUGAAGGCAGGAGCUAACAUUGACAUUCAGGAUAAGAGAGGAGACUCUCCACUGAUGGUAGCUGUCUGGCAGGGUAGGACUGAAGUUGUUUCACUGCUACUGGAGGCUGGAGCUAACACUGACCUACAGAAUAUGCUCGGAGAGCCUGCACUGGUGCUGGCUAUCAGGAAGGGUUUGACUGACAUUGUUUCACUGCUAAUGAAGGCAGGAGCUAACAUUGACAUUCAGGAUAAGAGAGGAGACUCUCCACUGAUGGUAGCUGUCUGGCAAGGUAGGACUGAAGUUGUUUCACUGCUACUAGAGGCUGGAGCUAACACUGACCUACAGAAUGAGAGAGGAGACUCAGCUGUGAUAUUGGCCACAGUGAAGUUCCAUCUGUCAGUCUUGAAGGAGCUGGUCAGAGCUGGAGCUGACCUCAACCUACAGAACCAGGAGAUGCUAACCGCUCUCAUGAUCUCCUCAAGAUCUGUGGACUGAUCUCACAGAGACACUU
Messenger RNA from Geodia barretti, 2181 nucleotides. Lineage: Eukaryota; Metazoa; Porifera; Demospongiae; Tetractinellida; Geodiidae. The record is from the annotation of a GenBank genome assembly.